Molecule: messenger RNA, 20457 nt
Organism: Xyrichtys novacula (pearly razorfish)
Lineage: Eukaryota; Metazoa; Chordata; Actinopteri; Labriformes; Labridae
Source: the annotation of a GenBank genome assembly
AUGAAGGCUGUAAAAACAGGUUAGAGCAGUACACAAGUAAAAGCAAUAAAAUACCCGGAGGCCUUGAAGGCAAACGAAGGGGGAAAAAAAGACUAAAGCAUGUCUUCAUUUGGUCAACAAGUCAGGCCUUAAAGUCCUCACUGCCAUGACUAAAUUCAGACCCAAGUUCAAGUCUGCUGCUCCACUGAGAUCUCUGGUACUUCAGAGAUAAUUGUGACAUAUUUCACUGAGGUUACAAGAGAUCAGCUUAGAUUGUUAUCAGUCUAUGAGUCUAUCUCAGCCCUGUGAUCUCCAACCUUCACCUGUUUAUACACACUCAAACAGCUGUGUUUACGAGCAUCUGAAUCACACAAAAAACACACAGUGAGGGAUCAGUGAACUCAGCUAAGUUUGAAUGAUACAAGGACACAUUGCUCUCUAUCUCACACAUGCUCGACGCACAAGCGCGGGCGCGCGCGCACACACACACACACACACACACACACACACACACACACUGGGGUAUCAUCAGGAAUUCUGGGCCCUGUGAAAACGUGUCACUCCUGGGCCUCACCAUGGCCUGAGGUAACCCCACACAAUAGCUCAACCACACUUCCAUUACACUUACAAGCCAACUUUAAUUUCCACAACCUUGUGUUACUCUCUGAAAGUGAGUGUUUUUUUUUCUUUCUACAAAUACCAAGACAUGUUUUCAUUCAGGCACCAAGUCUGGCUGGAGUGCUCUCUGUCAUAACAGGAAUGGAGAAAACUAACAAAGAAACACUUCAAUAAUGUGAUCACAUUGGUUUGUGCUUUCUGACACUCACCUCACCUCAACACUCUUGUUACUCAAAUUUUGUACCCAAGUGAUUAACUUGUUUAAUGUUAAAAAAUAUUUUUAAAGAUAUGAGGAAAAAAAUAAUCUCUUAAACUCAAUUGCAGUUUCAUGUGGGAAACUUUUGGUUUGUGUAAAUUUUGGCACUCCCUUGUGGACAAAUAAGAUAGUGUGUAGAUAAGGGCAUAUUAAGUGAUAUUUAACCAUCAGGUUCUUGAUUGAAAUGCUCCCUCCCUCAUAAACUAGUUUAAACACACUUAUGGAUAUUAUGCCAUAUUUCUACCAAGUCUCUUAUGAUGAUGGCACUCAAUACCAAACAACCUGACUUUGAAACCAUUUUAUUUUUUUUGUUCUAGCUGGACUGGAGAAAGAGACCCUGGGUGGUUGUUUCCCUUUUUCAUUCAAAAUGACGCCACAUACACACUCAUAUAAAGAAGAAAUUAGUCAAAUAUCAAUCUUUUUUUUUUUGUUCAGCUGCUGGAUAUACAAAGAAAAUAAUCUGGACCUGAGAUGAUGGUGAGAGAACAGAAUUUGACCAAUUAAUCAACCUUUUUGUCUCUAUCUCUUAGUCUCUAUCAUUUUCAUACUUUGUGUGAAACCAGUUCCUGGACUUUGUCACGGUUUCUGUGUGUGUGUGUGUGUGUGUGUGUGUGUGUGUGUGUGUGUGUGUGUGUGUGUGUGUGUGUGGUAGUUGCAACUUGUCAGACAAGAUUUACUUGAAUCUAUUGCACUUGCAAGCACAUUUUGAGAUUACAGGUAAAAUUAUACCAAUACCAGUAUCAACAUUUAGGUAAUCACUGCAAUACAAUGACAAAGUCAAAAGCUUGAAGUUUAUGUACCUUAGGAUUUUCAACAUAAAAAUGAGGCCUGAUAAUGGAGACCUUUAACUUUCUGUCUCAAACAAACACAUUCACUUGUGUUAUAGUGCUCUCCGGUGGAAAUUAAUGGAAUAACAAUUUACAUCAAUAUGCAAUAAUCCAUAAUAUUACAAGAAGUUAUGUCAACACAUAUAUCUUGAAAACAUCAGAUUUAACCUCUAAAAUUGUGUGUGACAGACACUAAGACCCAGUACUACUUCUAUACUCCUUUUGUAAGUACUUAUUUUGUCUUAACCCAAGCAUCACGGACCAGAGUUUUAACAAAAACAAAAGGGAGGACCCACAAUGCAGCCUUCACUGUAAAAGGUUAAAUAAACAAAACUGAGGAAAAAUCUGUACAAAAUUCUUAUCCCAAACCAAAAAAACACUUGAAGCAGGAAAGAACACAGGAGUACUGGUUACAAGUACAUGAUAAAACAAACCAACAAAGAGGGAAGACAACACAGGGACUAAAGACGCAGGGUAAUGAGCAAUGAGAGUCAGGUGAGACAAUAAGACAAAAGUGCAGACAACACUGAGAAGGGAAAACACAGGAAGUAAAACUAAACUUCACACAAAGGGGCUGACUACUACCUGCACAGUUGACAACUCUCAUGACUGGGAUAAAAACCUCCACCUGGACCCCAUCCCAUCCAAACUCAUCAAGGACUGCCCGCCUGUCAUCUCCCCACUCAUCACCGCCACCAUUAAUACCUCCCUCAGUUCUGGUUCUGUUCCCCAAACCCUCAAACUGGCUGCCAUUACACCCAUCAUCAAAAAUUCUUGUCUCAACACUGACAAUCCUAGUAACUUCCGACCCAUCUCCUAUCUCCCCUUCCUAUCUAAAAUUUUGGAACGCGCUGUAGCCUCUCAACUAAGAACCCACCCCACCUCCAAUAAUCUCUUUGAAUGCUUUCAAUACGGUUUCCGAACACAACACAGCACAGAGACGGCCCUCCUCAAACUCACCAACGACUUCCUCCUCUCCUCAGACUCUGGACACCUCACCAUCCUCAUGCUCCUUGACCUCACAGCAGCCUUCGAUGCCAUCAACCACUCCAUCCUGCUCUCUCAACUGAAAUCCUCAGCCCACAUCACUGGCACAGCACUCACCUGGAUCCACUCCUACCUUACCAACCGUCACCAGUUCAUCAGUGUAAACAACUGCACCUCCUCCCCCAGGGAUCGGUGCUUGGUACCCUCCUCUUUAUUCUCUACAUGCUUCCCCUCAGCAAAAUCAUCCAUCAUUAUGGGCUCCAGUUUCACUGUUAAGCCGACGACAUCCUACUAUACAUCUCCACCAUCACCAAAACCACCCACUCCACACUCAGCAAAUGUCUCACUGAAAUUAAAAAAUGGAUGCAAAAAAAAAAAAAACCUACAAUUGAACAGUGACAAAUCAAACAUCAUCAUCAUCGGACCCACAUCCCACACCAGUAUGAUCCAAAACCUCAGCCUCACCCUCAACAACUGUACUCUGUAGUCCUCCCCUCACAUCUGGAACCUUGGAGUCAUCUUUGACAACCAACUCAAGUUCGACCGCCAUAUUAAACACAUCACCAGGACCGCCUUCUUUCACCUCAAAAACAUAGUCCGUCUCCGCCCCUCACUCACCUUCUCCGCUUCUGAAACCCUGAUCCAUGCAUUCAUAACAUCCAGACUAGAUUGUACUGUACCAGCAUCCAAUACGGCUCACCAUCCAAAGUCCUCAAUAAACUUCAUUCAGAACUCUGCUGCCCGCCUGCUCACCCGCACCAACUUCCGAGAACACAUCACCCCCGUCCUCCAAAAACUGCACUGGCUCCCCAUCUCACACCGCAUACAAUUCAAAAUCCUCCUGCACACCCACAAAUCACUCAACAACCUGGCCCCCACCUACCUCACAGACCUGCUCCACCACUACACCCCCUCCCGUGCCCUCCGACCCUCAGAGAAAAAUCUUCUUGCCCUACCCCCUCUGACCAAGCACUGAACUUGGGGGGACAGAGCCUUCUCCGCUGCUGCCCCCACCAUCUGGAAUUCACUCCCCAAACCCAUCCGAGACUGUACUGACCCCCACACUUUUAAAUCCCUCCUAAAAACACACCUUUUUAAAUUAGCUUUUAACCCAUGAACUGUUCUUUUUAUUGUCCUCUCAUAUCGUGUGUUGGGUCUAAAACCUGCCCAAAUACCUGAUAACAUAUAAAGAAGAGAAAGACAAUGGUAUAUGCUCGGGAAGAAUGGACAGAGAUAGCAUCAGGUAAAAUCUCAGAACCACUCUAAAGGUGGUUUUCUGUCCUCCCUCUUUUAUUUAGGGUUGUCCCUGGUUACACAAUGUUUCUAAAGGGUGGGGGAAAAAUAUGUGCAGCAACGUAAGCAUUCUCAUAAAACAUAAUAAUGAACAACUGUGAAUAUGUGAAGGUCAAGGCGACAUUGUUGCAUCAAACGAGCUCCUUCUGAUAAGAGCGGAUCCUCCUCAUUACUUCCCACGAUUCACAGUGGAGGAUACAUCACCCACACACACACACACCUGCUGAUAGCAAAAAGACAAGUUCACAGAAAAAUGAAGAAACAUCCAUGUGCUGUGUAAUAAAGCUAUUGGAGAGAGAAGUUAGAAAACACUCUUAUAUGAUAAAAUACACUCUUAUAUGAUGUGUAUCAAGAGAUUAAAACAGUUCAUACUUGUAGCAAACUCUUACAUAAGAAUUUGAGUAAGAUGAUAACUUCUAUAUACAUUUAUACACAUUAUUCUGACACGUGUCUUUUUUAACCUUUUUUUUUUAACCUCAUUGGCUUUAUUUCUCAAAAUUUUCUGUAUUUUAAAUUGUGUUUUUUUAUUAUUUUAUUUUCUUCUUUUUCUUUGUAAGGCGUCUUUGAGCACCUGUAAAAGCGUGUCAUAAAUAAAAUGUAUUAUUAUUAUCAUUAUUAUUAUUGUUAUUACAAAUUAAAACAGGAAGUUACACUAAACUAGACACACACCAAGAAGGAACUACAUAAUAACCCAGGAGACACUGAAAACUUACCACAAGACCAAACAGAAAAAUGCAACAGGAACAUAAGAAGAAUUGACACAGGGGAACAGGUACAAUAGGGAACAGAAUCACUUGGGACAAAUACACAGAAAAUACAACUAAAUAACAAAACCAGGAAAAAUUUAGUUAACAAUCAUGACAGUUUUUUUUUUGUUUUUUUUGUUGUUGUUGUUGUUGGUGUCCAUGCCUGUUAAAAAAACAUGUGUCUUCCCAAUGUUUUUGGUUCUGUCUCUAGUGUUUUUGGUCCUGCAGUUCUUGUUGCAUUUUCUUUUUGUGUAAUUAUUAUUUUUUGCCUUUGAAACCAUGGGUUAUUAAAUCUUUGUGUUUUGGGGUCAGCAUUUUGGAUCCCUUUCUUUUGUAUAAACUGUGCCUCGUGACACAAAGUACCAGUAACAGUCUUUAAUGGUAUCUUGCAUUACUAAAGAAGACAGAAGAAACAAUACCUCUCAUCUCUUUUUUUGAUUGUUUUUUUUUUUUUUUUUGUACACGUUGGGGUAUGUUUUUUCUGAUUAUUUAUAAAGCAAACACAAAUUUAACACAUGAAUUCAAUAAAACGCAAACAAAAAAAACUGCAAACUAUUACGCAUAAGCUAUGAUUUGAUAAAUUCAGAUUAGUUCGAAAUACCCCGCUUUAAUUGUGUUGCUCAGUUAACUGUCAAGAAAAACACACAAGAGGUGUAUCCAAAAAAAAGUCAACAAAAGGGGUAUCACAUUACUGCAAAGGACCGUCAGUCCAGAGUCCUCUCCCAAGAUCUCUGCUUCAGUCAAACUACACCGAUCUUUCUGUCAGAAACAGUAUGUUCUGAAGCUUCACGACACAUCGCGACAUUUGAAGGCAAAGUGUGGGUUGCCAUCGCAUCGUCCAAUCAGAUUCCAGACAACGAACAGGCUGCGCUGCGGCUGAACCAAUCACAAGCCGGAGAAGAACUGGACAGUAAGCCGCCUGCCGCAUCCUUGCCGCGUAGUCUCCUCCACUCUGUCGGGUCGCUUGACUAUUCGUGUCGCUCUGCUCCAGGGACGUCGCUGCUGUGGUUGCUAGCCGACAGGCUGCCGCUGCUCUCCGGUUGGGAUGUGACAGAGGUGCGGCAGGAAUAACCGAGUCACAUUCUCAUUGGGGAGCGAACGGGGACGACCCGAAUUAGUUCCGGUAAGUGUUUGCUGUCAAAGUCCUUUCCUUGAUUUAAGCCCAAAACGAGGCCGGUGGUAACGGGGUGAAUGGGGAGCGUGCAUGUGUCAAAUUAAGCGUUUGCGUGAGUGUCGAUGGAAAUCUGCCGUGACUCGACGUCCUCCCAGAGUCACCGCAGAGAUGUACCGACAGACACACACCGGGGCUGGCAGCAGCAGAUACCGUCACGAAGCCGGUGAUGCUGUUAUACAGUGACGGCUACGGUGUCGGUAAUGACGCUGCUGCCACGGCUUGAUCAGCACAGAGGGCCUGAAUAUCUGCUGCUCUUCAUCGUUUCUGAUCCACUUCACUAUAGCCUUCUUCUUUGCUCCUCUCCUCAUCCUCUUCUCCUCUGCGUCCUCACCCGCUCACCUUCUCCCUAUUACCUCCUCCUCUUUUUUUACUUCUCUCUUCAUCUCCCUAUCUUCUCCCUCCUCUUCAUCUUUGUCUCCUCUUGUUCUUCUACCUCUUCCUCCCUUGGUGUUCUGUCUCAUAGCAUCUUGCGUCCAUCCUUAAAAAUUAAUUGCUGCAUUCGCGACAUGCCGACUGCCCCUCUCUGCAGAGCGCCCUUAUUUUUAGUUUCAUGUUUCUGACUGUAGUUUCCUCUUUUGCAUAUCAAACUAUUGAGACUGAUCGGAGAAAGAAGUCCUGAUUCUUAUAUUUCUCACUGAGUAUUUUUUUUAAAUUGAAAACUCUGUAUAAACAUGUGGUGGCUGUUAAAAAUACAUUCAAUACUUAAAAGAUUACAUGGACUAUAUGGAUUACAACAUUUAUGGCUAGAUUGGGUCUCAGCAGGUAAUCUCAUUCACAAAAGUUAGCGGUGAUUUUCAAGUCACAGCUCAUAUGUAUAGUUGGUGUAAUGAUUGCAGACCUUUCGGUUAGCAGUGAAAUAAAAAAAAGUAUUAGAGAUUUGAUGUGCAAGCAGACCCCUUAGCACAGAUUACAAGUCACAUUCAGGACCACAGAUUUGCAUCUGCCUUCUUUCUUUCUUCUUACUUGACCCACCAGGGCACCAAACAGUUCAGCUAACGUUGGGGUAGUGUCUCUAUAUCAUCAUGGUAAAGCUGUAAUUGAGCUAGAAAAGUAUAAUAUGAGCCGUAAUUGCUCUACAGCAAAUCACCUAACAUUGGUGUGCAAGUUCACACCGAAGUAAGGCAGCUCAAAGUUCUGUCCACACAGAUGAAAAUGAUCAGCUUAAUGUAUGUGUAGCUGAAUCCUCUGCUAGCAGCGCCUCAUAUGCUCCAGUAAUUGCUUGUAGUUUUAGUCAUGUUUGACGCAUGCCAUGUGCCGUAAAACUGACUUUAGCUGCUGGCAAACAGUUAAGACAGUGCUGGUUACUCUUGAUCUCCAAUCCUCUUGGGAUUUGAGCAUUUGUUUGCAGUCUGCGAAGUGACCUAUGUUCCCAUUCAUGAGCUAAAAACUAAGAAGUUUAAUUCACUGUUCACCAAACUAUUAGCCUAUUCAGUGAACGCACUCAUAUUAGUGCGUUCACACACAACACUGCAUCUGAAAAAGGUUUGAUGAUAAAUUUGGUGUUUCUCUCAAACAUACCAUACAAAUAGUUAGCUCACCAAGAAACAAAAGACUUAUUUCAAUAUCACAAUGGCUGUUGGAAAACUAACACCGGUUGACUACUUAUCUGUAUGUUCUGCAAAUGAUUAGAGAGAGAACUGUCUGCUAUCACAAAUUUCUAUAGAUGCACUGGUUGCAAUGUGAUGGGAUGCUGUUUUAAAGUAUUCUCUGUGAUCUUUGGAAAUUUUAACAAGCAAUUACUAAUUACUCAUUUAACAAAUGAGAAUUUCCCCCGACAAAACAAACAAACAGCAAUACCAAAUGUGUUUUUCCUUGCUUUUUCCGUAGCAACACACUGGAUUUAAUUGAUUGUAUAGCAAAGCUUAAGAUACUAACAUGCAGAGUAGGGUCUUAAAAACAAUCUGUGGAUAUAUGUUUCAUUCAAACUUAAAGUAAGGCUCAAAUGAUUAGUUGGGGAAAUGAUUCAACAAGGGAGCAGGACAGAGGGCCUAUUUUAGACUGCGAGUGUCCACUUUUCUGCAUACUUGUUCUCAUUAAAAAAAGUAUUGCUGCUGGUAUUCAGAUACAUGCCAGCUUUGCUCAUCUGCGCAUUGACUUUUCAGUAGUCUAUUGGCUUUGUCUCCAAAAAAGGGGUAAUGCCUGGUAAAAAGUUCCCAAUCUCUGUGUCUGCAGUGCUGAAAAUGAUCAAAAGACAUGGGGGAUUAAAAGUGCUGAAUGAAACUGAAACUACAACGAGGCAGCAGUGGCUCAGUGGGAGAGUUUGUCAUCUAUAAAUCCAGUGUUGGGGAUACAGUCCCAGGUCAAGCAGUCCACAUGUCAAAGUUGUCCCUAACCCCAAACUCUCCUUCUGAGGCUCUGCCAGGGCUGAGUGAAUGUUAAUAGUCAAUCCUAUAUUGGGUGUCAUAAAGUCAGCUCCUGCUGUGGAUAACCUAUGGAUAGGUUAGACCUCCAGACAAGAGAAUGUAUGGAUCCCUGAAGUGCCAAGUGCCAAAAUAAUUAUGAACAAAUCUGUGAGUAUGGAGAGAACAGUCCUCGCAUAUGGAUUGUCAAUGCAUGUGCAUGAAUCUGCACAUGGCUCUUUUUCUUGAUCUGACACCUGCAGGGCUCUGUAAACAUUUAAGGAUGUAAACAGGUUAUGGAUAAACCAGCUGUCUCCUUCUGCUCCAUGCUCCAAACAAGUGUCACCAGGCCAUAGAGCCACAGCGUUGAAUAAUCAAUAUUUUGAUUAUCAGUGAAUAUAUGUAAAGUACACAUAUAAACUAACCCGUUUUGUAUUUUCACCAUUAUUGGAAGCUUAAAUCUGCUUAUUGCCAAAUAAUUUUGUUGGAUGUGUUUUAUAUUGAUAUUUUUUGCCCACGUUUAAGUGGCAUGUGUCAAAUGUAUCUGCCUACCAUUAACAUAACAGUAACAUUUCUGUGUUUUCUUCUCUUAAACUGUACUCGUGGUCAGGAGCAGGUGUAACAUUUGUGAAGAGCUGCAAACAAAUGAGGGCUACCAAAACACUGAUGGAUGCUGUUUUGCCCAUAAAUUUAAUUCUGCUCACAGUUUACACUCACAUUCAGUCUGCUCACAUUUCAUGAAUGAGAACCAAUGUAAGAGCAGUUGGUCAAGGUCAGCAUGUGAUAUUCUUCAGAUGGACCCUUUAUUUAUGAUAAAAUACAAAUACUUUGUGUUAUGAUAUGGAUUUCAUAACAUGACAGAUUUAUGUCAAAGGAAAUAUUAAGUGAUGUUAUACUAUAUAUUGUAAUACAAUCUUUAUCAGACCAGUAGCUGUUUUAGUUUUGAUAUUUAGGACGGGAAAGACAUGUUAUCAUGUAGAAAAGAUGAUGGUGAAAAUAGCUUCAUGAGGGCUGAUACUAGUAUGUUACAAUUCUUACAAAAUGCCAUCAAUCGGGGCAAUUAAUCACAACCAAUAAAUUUGUCCUAUUAAAUUGUUGCACUAUAUGACAUACAUUUACAGUACAAUGCUCUGAUGCACUAAUGAUUACUAAUCAAAAUUGGUUAUUGCACAGAACAUUGCACUGGGUUGUUAAAAUACAAAUAGUGUGCAGCACAUCAAUAUGACUGAAUACUACAGAGUAAAAUAACUAAAUAUUAGCCCUCAACAAGUACAUGUGAAACCAGUAAUCAGGCCAAUCAAACCACCUACAGCCAAUUAACAUGACUUUACCUGCAGCCCCAUUAACACCUACUGGGGGGAAAAUGGAGAAGGUGGCUUUGUACAUCUCAUCAUGAAUGACAGCAUUACAAACAGCUGAAACAUUUGCACUGUAUUAUCAAUAUCAAUGGACAACUGACAUCACGUUUUCAGCAGCUAAUGCAAAUGAGAAGUGAGAUUGGUGAUAUCAAAAAAUACAACUUCAUUAAAAAAUGAGAACAGAACUGCCGAUCUUGAGUAUUUUAUCAAAUAAAUGUAGAGGAAACAGUUUUUGGCUAAGUAAAAUUUCUAUCCAGCCAACUGAAAUUAUGAAGACAAGAAAAAUAUUGGGGUUAAAAUAGUAAAAGAAAGAAAGUCAUUCAUAUUCAUUUUUCCAUGCACAUUACAUUUUAAUUUGUGUGGUUGUCCUCGCCGGUAACAUGUUUUAAAAUAUAAUAAAAUAUUGGCAACAUUCUUCAACAUUUGUUGAAGCAGCACAGUGUUAAUUAAGAGCCCUGUGUCUUUGACACUAUGAGCAGUUCUGUUCUCCACAGCUAAGGACAAAAUAAGACCAGAGAGAUUAAGGAUCUUCCCAAAGAAAGCAGAUGUGCUUAUUUUGCAAAGGAAAGACUUGAAGUAAAUCUACAGACCAGUUUUUGGUUUUGUUCAGUAUGUACAGAGACUUGUUAACACAGAAAACCUGCACGGACCCACCUUUUUUUCCACACAGGAAUUGAUAAAGGAAUAAAUAAAAAAUUGGAUCAAAAGCAGAGUCCAUUAAGGCAUCAAUAUUAGGAUCUCAUAAAUUUCUAUUUCUUGCCCAAUGUAUUAUUCAUAGUUAAUAAUUACCAAUGAAAAGUAGAAAUAGCACCUAUGUCCUCUGGUCUGACACCUAGCUGUCUUGCAGAAGGUACAGGUGUAAAAAUUCAGAUUCAGAAAUACCUCGAUUGGUUUAUUCACUUUUGAGGUCAUGAAGAGUCAGCACUAUUAACUCCAUUUUUCUUCAUUACAAAUCAAAAAAUCCCUUAGGGAGCUUUAAAUAAAUCCUACUUUUUAAUUAAAUUUAUCAUUUGAAUUAAUUUACAUUUUGUAAUUUUGAUGUGUCAUGUAUUUUGGACGUUUCAUUUAGUAGUUAAGUUUUCGUUUUAUUUCGUGUUAAAUUAGUUUUUAUUUUGAAGGACAAUCUGCCGUUCUUCCGUUCUUCGCAAGCAUUUAAUCCUUUCCCACAAUGCUUUGUUUCCACGUCCCUUGCUUCCUGUUUAUUGUGACCGUCUCCGCCGGUGAAAUUUUAACGUAAACGCCGCCGUGCCCUCGCCGAAAGCUCUGUGAGUAACCGCAUCCCCGAAUAUUUCACCUCCAGUCCCGACUGUUGUGGCUUGUUCCUGCGGUUCGCUCUUUUAUUUUGACAGUUAACGUUGGUGCAGAGUAAAUCCCUCCUCUGCUUCCUCAGUGACACAGAGACGGCCGAGGCCCGGACUCCAGUCAAAAACGGUACUAUUUAAAACCCGAUCAUAUUCACCUUGUAAAGACAAUCAAUUCCAAACUGUUUGGGGCAUAGUUAGAAACAAAUGAUUUUCGUGAGAGUUUCGGCAUAGAGAUAAUCCUCAUAGAGCUCUUAAUUUGGAAAAAAUGCCAGUCUUUGUAAUGGAUGCCCUGUCAGAAACCGCCCUCCGCGGGGUUGUAAUUGGGAAGUGAGCUCGGUCGUGAUGAGGAAAUAUGUCAUUUUUGCCAAUAUUAAACCGAAAUAGAAUGCCAAGUGUUUUAUUUGACGCGAUUUUGAUUGGAAAGUAAAAGAACAAUUUGCAGAAGUACCAUAAAUCUCCGUGUGCUGUCCCAAAGGCUCUCGGUGAAUAGGCAGAUAUUUGUACGGAGUCAGGCUGAGGUAAACAGAUAAUGAAAGUAUCUCUGUGCAGUUCAUAGAGCUCCGAUAGCGCCAGGAUAACAGAUUUAUGACACGAUAUUAAGCUCAUACAAAGAUCAUGUCACCUCCUGUGCACUGACAGGAGGUCAGAAGGCACCUAUCUUGAUAAGGUCAAUUGUAUAUUCAACAUUUUUUUCCCCAAAGAAGCUUACUUAGGCAAUAUUUACUUUAAAGGACAUGAAACAGAGAGACUGAUGCCUCAUCAAUAAAGAAAUUAUUAUUUUAUGUCCAUGGAAUUAGCCAGCUGAACAAGGGCAGUCCACCCACUUUUCUCUCCUAAAACAAGCCAAUGUUUGUAUUACUGAAGACAAAACCAGUACCACAACUGUAGUUCAGCUAUCCUCUUUAAGCUCUGUCAACAUUAACAUAGACAGUGGUUUUUGGCACCAAAAUUGACAGAGGUAUAGCACAAAAUUGAACAGUUCUUAACAAUGAAAAAAUCAGAAUAUUCACAGGAAAUACAUUACAGGUCAGUGUGCUAAUUCAUAUAUCAUGUUCGAUUUCACACACACAGCGCUCACAGCUCUUUCUGUUUAUCUUUAUUCAUAUUUUUGAAUAUUAGUGGAAGGUUGGUGCUGUGCCACUGACUUAAAUCAGAACCUCUAACUGCCGCCUCUGUUGAAGAUGAUGUGUGCAGCAUCAGUUACCGUGGCAAUGGCAGGACUGAAUUGACUUUUUUUCUGUUCUGACAUUAAAAUGUUUGUCUUCAUAAUCAGAUCUAGUCCAGCUGUUUAUUUUGAGAUCAGUGUCACAACGUAUUUAUUGCUUCUCUUUCUCAUCUUUAUUGUCUCAUUUUUCUUCUCCUUUUACCUUCUCCUCUGUUUUUUCUCUUCUUUUAUGCCCUCUAACUCCUUGUCUCUUUUUUCUUGUGAUUUGUCUCAUGAUUUGUCUUUGUCUUCUUUGUCAUCUGCCUCAUUUCCUUCUUGUUUUUUCAAUUUACUCCUACCUGUUCUUCCUCUCUUUCCUUCCUCUUGUUCCUGUUGCUGUUCUUCAUCAUUCCUUCUUUUCCUCGUGUCCCCCUCAGGCCUGUAGCUGCACCUGUCUCUCUCCAUCCUUGCCCUUGGGACUCUUCAGGAUGGAGGACUCUGAAACAGAGCUGGUGGUUUCAGAGUCUGAUGCUCUUGGUGCAGACUUUAUCACCGUGGAGUUGGACACACAGCCCAUCGAGUAUGUGGUGAAGUGGGCAGAGGUUGGCUCUAAGUUCACCAUCUCAUGUGUGAAGAAGGACUCAGACGAUCCAUCAGAUCUGACAGCCGAACAGCUGAAGAUUGAAACGGACGAGGCCUUCUUUGCUCCGUACGAGGAGGUGUACCCCUGCGAGGUGACAGAGCAGAGUGUGGAGAUAAAGACAGAUUCAGAUGAAGAUGAGGAGGGCGAAGAGGACCAGGAGGUGCUGGUGGAAGCAGGGGGCAGCCGGCUUGAUGGUGACAUGGACUCGGACCAGGCUGAUUAUGAGCCAGAUGAGCGUCAGCACCGCUGCAGCUACUGCGGAAAGUGUUACAGCCACGCCUCUAGUCUGUAUCGCCACCAGCAGACCCACACCGGGAAGAGCAGCGGGGCAGCUCCUCCCACCAAACGAGCGCUAGAGCCAACUCACCAGGAUGCACGUUACACCUGCCCGCAUUGUGGGAUGAGUUUCAAAGGAAGCAGGUCUGUACUCAGAGAUUUACUGAUAUCGGUCUGUGCUGACUGAUAUCUAUAAAUGAAUAUCUACAUAAUUACUUUUCUGUACUUGUUAUGGACAUAAUACUGAUGAAGCACUUAAUCAUAACAGAGUUGGCCUAGAGUUUUUGUCUAGUGUGUCUGAAGCCCCUAAAAUUUGUUUUUAGCUUUGAGAUUAUCACCACGAAGUGUUUCUGUUUUUUUUAUUCUGGCUUAAAGAAAAGUCUGAACUAUCAUGAGGGACUCUCUUGGCUCUGACAUCAGAGUAGAUACACUUCCUAUUAAAACUAGUCAACAUCUACAUGUGGGACAGGGGCCUUAGGGCUAAAACAUACAGGAUCAGUGUUGAGUGCGUUUCGUCAUCAUCGCAUGUCAAGAAGCAAAUAGGUUGCCAUGCUAAUCACUGCAGCCUCACACACAGGAUGCGUCGCAGCUCCGUCUCAGAAGCAUGUCAAGUGCGGCUCUGCUAAAGAUACGCGACGAGUCUAUUUUCUCUGCUCUACGCUUCCAACACACGUCCAUCCACACAAGCACAAAAACCACGCAUGUCGUCCACUAAAUUUUAAAAUAAAACACCAUAUGCUGACUCCCGACUGUGUAUCAUUUCGUGUAGAUGAGAAAUACUUCCUGGUUAUGGAUUUAUCAGUAACACAGAACAAUCUGAUGGUCAAUCUCUGAUCCAUGUGGACCCCUACAGGACUUUUAACUGCUAACUCUGUCUGAAGGUAACAGCACAGCAUAAAUGAACAUAGUUUACUUUAUUAAACACUAGUUAACCUGCAAAAACCGAAACUGUAAAAUCAUGUUGCUUUUUCACAUACAGUAGAGGCUCAACAGUCACUGAAUUCUAUCCACAUUAGCAGGAAAUAGACCACAAAAGGCAAACAACCUGGUCUGAGCAUGUUGUCUCCCCCUAUACUGAGCCCAGCUGACCAGGGCUGCUCCAAACACGCAUCCUGUGCGUGAUAUACAGCACUGCUCGACAGAGCAGAUGCGCGACGCUGAUGAAACGCACUCAACACGGAUCCUGUAUGUUUUUAGCUUUAGAUUUACAUUAACAAUUUGAGAAUAAAGUUCUGUUAUUAGAAUAAAGCUGCUAGAAGAUAUAGCUGUAAUGUUAUGAAAAACAAAGUGGCUCAGUUACGACGAUAAAGUAGUGGCGGUUUAUGGUUAACCUACAUAUUUUAAAGGGUACAGACCUUCAGAGCAUCCAGCUGCAGAACCAUGCUUGUUAGACAGCCUUUCCUCAGUGUGGAUUCAGGUUUUUUGAGUCAUUUCGGAGUCCUGAUGUUGAAGACUGUUUCACCUAUGCAUUCAAAGACUCCCUGUUAAUAUGCAUGUAAAACCUUAAAGGGAUAUUCCGGCGUGAAAUUAAGUUAGGGUCAAACACACCGUAACACCGAGUUAGACACCCCCUCAAGAGAUGACUUUAGGCGACUGUUUGCUUCUCUAGUUAUACCAACUUUAGUAAUGACCGCGCAAUACACAGCGGUCUAUGGAUCCACGUGCACACCUUAACCAAAACAUAUCAUAAAUGUUCUUCCUUGAGCUGCGUCACCCCGCUGCAGUCGGUGAUGGACUCACCCAAGCUCUGCCUACAAAUAAGCGGCUGCUGUAAGAGAGUAAGUGAGUUGUGUUUAGUCUCUUUGCUAAAGAAAUGAGGCAAAGCUAAAAAGAUGAUUGAUGGCUGGGACCCAAAUGUACUGUUGAUGAAGUUAGGUGCUGUUCUGAGCAUUAUUUGUGGCUAUAGAGUGGCUUUUUUGUUGAGGUGUGCACAUGGAGAUGUAGACCGCUGUGUAUUGCUAUCGUGCAGUCGUUACUAAAGUUGGUAUAACUAGAGAAGCAAGCAGUCGGCAACAUUCAUCUUUCAGGGGGGUGUAUAACUCAGUGUUACAGUGUGUUUGACCUUAACUUAAUUUUACGCCAGAAAUAUCCCUUGUUCCUGUUCCCUUUUUUUAAACAAGCAGCUAGUCUCAUCAUUGGUAUCUCCCUUAACAACAGCAGUAACAUGUGGCCAGUCACUGACUAAAAUAAUGACUUUAUUCCUAGAUGCAGCCCUUAUGCUUCCUUGUACCAUACAGUUCUGUCAGUAGUAGUAAUAAACAAUAUGGAAGAUUAGCAAUUUCUAAUAAAAACAAUAUGAAACAAUAAGCAUGAGGAGUUAAACUGAAUAUGGACUGAUCCAACAAUCUAUCAGAAAGCACAAACAAUCAGUCAUUUACAUGAAAUUGAAGCAUCAAUAUAUGGUGUUUCGGUCGUAUCAUAUUAAUUUUUUUCAUACUGCAUUAAAUGGAAUGUGAUGUUAUAAAGUAUGACAUCAAUGCAGAGCUGUCUCCCAUGGUUAUGUGUGUGUGUGUGUGUGUGCACUGAAUGACAGCUCCAUCGUACUUUGGCUCUGUGCUCCCUCAUCAGCUGUGUUUACAGAGUGCAGCAAUAAUCAGAUAAAGAAAUCAGCAGUUCUCAAUUCUGUGAAGAGCUCUUCUUCAGACAUGGUGUUGCCGAGGGGCCUCUGGAAACCUCUGACCUGUUGACUUCCGCCUGGUUCCACUCAUUAUGACGUAUUGACAUAGUUAUCAAAUACUAUGUGGCAUUUGAUCCAGAAAAUCAACCGAAUGUUUUAAUGUUGUUUUCAUUCUUGACCCCCAGCACCCGGCAAAAGCAGAAGCAGCUGCAGAGGGUUCCAGAUAAUCAGAACCACUACAGAGAAGCGUACAAUGACAAAUCAUCAUUAUUUUAAUAAGAAAAAAUAAUUACCCCUUUUUUUAAAGACAGAGGUUUAAGAACCACAAGAAUCCAUCAGCAAAAGAGCAGAAACAAGAUAAAUGAUCUAAAACUUUAUAAGAAACCACAAGGCCCUUUAAGAGGCAGUGAAAGGCCAGGCAACACAAGAACCUGACAUCAUAAACCGAAGGGACCUAAGCACUAAGGCUGCAAGAAGAACCCAAUUAAAAGUUUGGGCGCCAAUGGCCUUGUGGUCUGAGCAUGCCCCACAUCAACCAAUUCAGUGAGCCACUGGAAGAGAAGCCGCCAUUGGUGGAACCAAAACACAUUUGGGUUUUAACACAAGCUGAACCAAAACAUGAGGAAUUUUCUACCUUUAUUGUAACUGUUUAUGUGAUCAUAAUGUACACACGUGGACAAAAUUGUUGGUACCCCUCAGUUAAAGAAGGAAAAACCCACAAUUCUCACUGAAAUCACUUGAAACCUACAAAAGUAACAAUAAAUAAAAAUUUAUUGAAAAUUAAAUAAUCAAAAUCAGCCAUUACGUUUGAAAUGUUGAUUAACAUAAUUAUUUAAAAAAAACAAACUAAUGAAAUAGGGCUGGACAAAAAUGAUGGUACCUCUAUAAAAGAUUGAAAACUAUUUGACCAGAGUGACAUGAUUAACUCAGGUGUGUCCUUUAAUUGACAUCACAGGUGUUUCCAAACUCAUAAUCAGUCAGUCUGCCUAUUUAAAGGGAGACAAGUAGUCACUCUGCUGUUUGCUGAAAAGGUGUGUACCACACUGAACAUGGACAACAGAAAGCGAAGGAGAGAAUUGUCCCAGGACAUCCGAAAAAAAAUUAUAGACAAACAUCUUAAAGGUGCAGGCUAUAAGACCAUCUCUAAACAGCUUGAAGUUCCUGUGACAACAGUGGCUCAUAUUAUUCAGAAGUUCAAGACCCACGGGACAGUAGCCAACCUCCCUGGACGUGGCCGCAAGAGGAAAAUUGAUGACAGAUUGAAGAGACAGAUCGUUCGAAUUGUAUCCAAAGAGCCCAGGACAACCUCCAAAGAAAUUAAAGGUGAACUCCAAGGCCAAGGUACAUCAGUGUCAGAUCGCACCAUUCGUCGUUGUUUGAGCCAAAGUGGACUUCAUGGGAGACGACCAAGGAGGACACCACUGCUGAAAAAAAAUCAUAAAAAAGCGAGACUGGAAUUUGCAAAAAUGCAUGUUGACAAGCCACAAAGCUUCUGGGAGAAUGUCCUUUGGACAGAUGAGACCAAACUGGAGCUUUUUGGUAAGGCACAUCAACUCUAUGUUCAUAGACUCAAAAACCAAGCAUACGAAGAAAAGAACACUGUCCCUACGGUGAAACAUGGAGGAGGCUCAGCAAUGUUUUGGGGCUGCUUUGCUGCAUCUGGCACAGGGUGUCUUGAAUGUGUGCAAGGUAAAAUGAAAUCUGACGACUAUCAAGGCAUUCUGGAGAGAAAUGUGCUGCCUAGUGUCAGAAAGCUUGGUCUCAGUCGCAGGUCAUGGGUCUUCCAACAGGACAACGAUCCAAAACACACAGCCAAAAACACCCAAGAAUGGCUGAGAGAAAAGCGUUGGACUAUUCUAAAGUGGCCUUCCAUGAGCCCAGAUCUGAAUCCCAUUGAACAUCUGUGGAAGGAGCUGAAACAUGCCAUUUGGAGAAGACACCCAUCAAACCUGAGACAACUGGAGCAGUUUGCUCAUGAGGAGUGGGCCAAAAUACCUGUUGACAGCUGCAGAACGCUCAUUGACAAAUACAGAAAUCGUUUAAUUGCAGUGAUUGCCUCAAAAGGUUGUGCAACAAAAUAUUAAGUUAUGGGUACCAUCAUUUUUGUCCAGCCCUAUUUCAUUAGUUUGUUUUUUUUAAAUAAUUAUGUUAAUCAACAAUUCAAAAGUAAUGGCUGAUUUUGAUUAUUUAAUUUUCAAUAAAUUUUUAUUUAUUGUUACUUUUGUAGGUUUCAAGUGAUUUCAGUGAGAAUUGUGGGUUUUUCCUUCUUUAACUGAGGGGUACCAACAAUUUUGUCCACGUGUGUAGGUGGUCAGCUGCCCUGUCAGCAGUGACAAAGUUAAACUUUGUGAACUGUAGACACAAAAAAAUGACUAAACUGUCUGUACGAGAGCAGACCAAAAUGCCCAGGGGACUGAGUUAUUCUCUAGAAGAGGACCAAGAAUACCAUAAUUAUUACUAACUUUGCCUAUUAAUGAGGGAUCUGUUUUCGUUCUCCUCUCAACACCAGGCACUUUACAGGGCAGUCUUAUAAACAAUGUUCCUACUCAAGCAAGCAUGCUGAUAAAGGAGCUAAAUGUUAUCAUUAUGGCCCAGCUGUGGUAGCAAAUAGAUACUAAAUAAGUAUUCAUUUAAAAAAACCAUAUUUGCUGUUGUAACUCAUAAGUGAUCAGUAAAUGCAUCUCUUAAAAGGGUAAUGUUACUAGUAUGGUUAAAUAAUGAUCCAUAACAUAGUUUAGCAUUAAAUAUCUAUGAUGGAUAUGGUUGUAACUAGUGGUGGGCGAUAUAGCCUAAAAAAAAAUGAUAUCACGAUUUUUCAAGGCAAUUUGGGAUAACGAUAUUUAUGACAAUGUAGGAAAAUUUACAGAACUACAUAUCAUGAAUGAUUGCUGCUUCUGAACAACAGCAUUUUCAUUAUUUGUGUUAAAAAGGGGUUAAAAUAUGAAAAUACACUCAGAUUUGCCAUUCAUUAACAGGACAGGAGUUAAUAAACCCCCUAAGUAUUAUUUUUCUUAUGCUUUUUAUUUUUAAAUAUGUCCUCACAUUGACAACAUUAGCUCCGUUUUCUGUUGUUACACACACCUGUUUGUCCCUUUAUCAAUCCACUCGCACUAUUUUCUCCUAUGUGAUCCUUGGAAAAGUAGCUGGUUUUCAAGACAGGAGUUGUGCAACUUCCAGUCAUAGCCUAUGUAAAGGACCAUCAGGCUGAUAAAGGGGUUCGAGGCUCGGCUCGACCAUGUCGGUCGUACAGGCAAAAACUCUGCCGAUGAAAAGGUAGAAGCCAGUUGGUUGCAGUAUGCUUCGUACAUUGCUGGCAAGGUGUUUUUGUAAAAUAUUCUCCACCUGGGAUUGCGUAUCUUGGGUCGAUUAUUUAUUAAGUGUUUAAAGCCUUCCUUUCCGACAGCCUGAAUUGGCUUCGUGUCUUUGGCCAAACAAUACAUGACCGCUUCAGUAAUACCUUGCCUCCAUCUUUUUUUUUUUCGUACAGAGUGCAGUCAGUGCUCCUGCAAUGCUCUGUUAAGCCGUUUGUUUACUUUUACUCUGAACACCGGUAGCUUCUUUUGUGUCCUCAUCACAUGCCUUCAAAGCCUGCUGAUAUUCGGCCAUGUGUUUUAGCUUUAGGUGGUCAAACUUAUUAGCUGUGUUAGCCAAACCACCUUCACACCACAGAGGUAGCUCCCUUUUUUGGCAUUAGAUCCUCAUUUGAGGAUGAAGUUGACACUACUGUGCUGCUCUCGCUCUCCAAGAUUGUUGUUGUGUAUGCAGUGGGUAGUGUCAUUGCGUCCCUACAUUGUAAAUACUGCAGUACGACAAAUUUAGGUCACAAAAAGAUGUACACUGGUAGUACCCUACAUGCCAAAAUUUCUAAGUUUUAUCACCAAUAUGAUAUGGCACACCCCUAGUUGUUACCAUUGUCUAAAAUGAUCUUUCUUAACAUCAUUUCAUCUUUUUCACAGCAGAAAAACAAGAGAUGCAGACAAUGAUGACAUAAGUUUGAAAUAUUGUUUGUUGUUUUUCAUCAGGAUGUUGGGGAGUCACCUGCGACUGCACGGAAAGCGGCGGAUUCACCCCUGCAACAUCUGUGGAAAGGAGUUUAACCACAGCUCUAGCUUAUCACGUCAUCGCCUCAUCCACAAGAAAGGAAAAGGUCUCCCCAAAGACGUCACCCUCGGCCCUAACAUAGGUUCUCUGCGCCACUCUCUGAAGGCUGGUGGCAAGAAGACCAAGAGGCAGCAGCAUGUGGCAACUGCCAUCAUCCAGAGUCAGGGUGGUGAUAAGUUCUAUGCCUGCCCGCAGUGUGACAUGAGCUUCAGAACCUCCACGCAGCUGUCCAAACACCAGGUGACCCACGUGAAGGAGCUGCUAGACAACUAUACCCCCGGCAAGGAGAAUUUGGGUGAGAGCUCAUCCGACCUCAAGAUUCGCCUCAAGCUCUGCUCCCGCGACAAGCCCAACUUCUACACCCUUUGCAAGAAAAACCGACGCUGCAGGGGGGGGAGAGCAAACAAACGUGGCCCCACCAUCUCAGAAGGGGAGGAGGGGGGUGAAGGAGUAGGUGGAGUAGGUCGCCAUGGCUGUGGCCAAUGCGGAAAGCGGUUCAGCUACGCCUCCAGCCUGACACGACACCAGCAGACCCACAGGGAGGUGGAUAGCAUUGGAGUGGCAAAGUUGCAGCAGCAUCAGAAGCAACUUCAGGUCAAGACCGGACUCUCCACUGGCAAGUCCAAGACCUACACCUGUGUCGCCUGCAACAAGACCUUCAUGCACUCAUCCAGUUUCUCCCGCCACAAGAAGGCCCACUUGGAGGAGGAACAACGAGCCCAAGCCGCAGCUGCAAAACGCCGGAAGAGAGUUGUCUUAGACGAGACCGCUCCGCUGGAGUCCGACUCUGAGUGA